Aspergillus sclerotioniger CBS 115572 is the source of this 810-nucleotide messenger RNA. Its product is annotated as class II fructose-bisphosphate aldolase. The coding region runs from base 1 to 810 and encodes 269 amino acids. The record is from RefSeq and is a predicted model, not a curated record. Lineage: Eukaryota; Fungi; Ascomycota; Eurotiomycetes; Eurotiales; Aspergillaceae. Gene Ontology annotation, biological process: carbohydrate metabolic process. The transcript is spliced from 3 exons. Gene Ontology annotation, molecular function: zinc ion binding; aldehyde-lyase activity.
AUGUCCUGGAAGGACACCAACCUCCACAAACGCAUCCUGCGCGACGCCGAAGCCGGCGGAUACGGGGUCAUCGCCGCCAUCGCGUACAACAUCGAACAAGUCCUGGGUCUAGUCCGGGCAGCCGAGACCGCUCGUUCACCUCUCAUUAUCCAAUUCUUUCCAUGGGCGAUCGAAGCGACCGAUGGGUUGCUCAUACGGACCGCCGCGGAUGCUGCCCGACGCGCGACGGUCCCUAUCAGCAUUCACCUCGACCAUGCGCAGUCGGAAGAUAUCAUUAAACGGGCGGCGGAUCUACCGUUUGAUAGUAUCAUGGUCGAUAUGUCGCAUUAUGAGAAGGAGGUCAAUUUGAAGAAGACUCGCGAGUUGGUGCGAUAUUGCAAUGAGCGACAGAAAGCUACCGAGGCCGAGCCGGGGCCGUGCAUGACGACUGCUGAGGAGGUGGAUGAGUUUGUGGAUACGGGGGUGGAUGUACUCGCCCCGGCGUUUGGGAAUGUUCAUGGUGAAUACGGGGCGCGUGGUCCGCAGUUGGAUUUCGAACGGUUCGAGAGGAUCCGCGAGCAGGCCAAUGGACGAGUCAACCUGGCACUUCAUGGCACUAAUGGAUUCCCUCCUGAGUUGAUGAAGCGCUGCGUCGCCGCGGGAGUGAGCAAGAUUAAUGUGAACAAACUCGUGUUGGAUGACUACUAUGACCAUCUUCGAUCGAGCGUGUACAAGAUGCCACACACUCAGUUGAUUGAGGAAGGCAUUCAGAAAGUGGUAGACCUGACAGUCAAGUGGAUGGAGAUUUGUGGGUCUGCAGGACGGGCAUGA